AUGGGGCACCCACAUAAAGUCAUUCUCUCUAUCUCCCGCUCUCUCUAUCUCCCUCUCUCUCUCUCCCUCUUCCUCCCUCUCUCUUCCUCUCUCUCUCUCCCUCUCAUCCGUCUGAGUGUGCUUUUCACACGUGCUACCUCUGACAUUCUGUCUCUCUCUCUCUCUCUCGCUCUCUCUCGCUCUCUCUUACGAUCAGUUGUCGUGACAUAUAAAACACCAUUUUGUUUUCUUGGUUUAAGCUUUCUUUCCUUCUUUCUUUCUUUCUUUCUUUCUUUCUUUUUUUCUUUCUUUACUUGUUUCCCCUUCUGUCUUUUCUUUGACCCUGUAUUUUUAAAUCCUUUUUUUUAUCUCGUUUUCUUUUGCUUCCUAUUCUUAUUCUUUCUUUGUAACUUUUCUCUCCUUUUAUCCUUUCUCUUUAACCCCCUCUUCUUUCGUGUUUUCUCUUUAUCCUCUUCAUCUUUCUCUCUCCUCAUUCUCUCUCAUCUCUUUAUCCUCCUACUCGUCCCUACCUCUCUUCUCUGCCAACUAACUCCUACUCUUUCUGACCGCCGACGCAUGUUUGCACACAAACAGACGAUCAUUAUAGAACCACACGACUCGUUCAUAAACUUCUUUCUUUCUUCCUUUCUUUCUUUCUUUCUUUCUUAUAUAUCUUUCUUUCUUUCUGUACUCUUUCUAAAACUUUUUUCCUUUUCUUUCUUUCUUUUCGUCUCAUUUUCCGUUUUCAAUUUACUCUUCUUUCUUUUUGAUUUCAUUUUUCUCUUUUAA
Messenger RNA from Acanthosepion pharaonis, 768 nucleotides. Lineage: Eukaryota; Metazoa; Mollusca; Cephalopoda; Sepiida; Sepiidae. The record is from the annotation of a GenBank genome assembly.